Messenger RNA from Ceraceosorus guamensis, 468 nucleotides. RefSeq lists its product as hypothetical. The coding region runs from base 1 to 468 and encodes 155 amino acids. The transcript has a single exon. Lineage: Eukaryota; Fungi; Basidiomycota; Exobasidiomycetes; Ceraceosorales; Ceraceosoraceae. The record is from RefSeq and is a predicted model, not a curated record.
AUGUUCAACCUUGAAUACCGCCAGAAGCUAGACAAGCAGUUCAAGACGUCCAUCAAAGUUGUUGAGCAGCAACAGCGUCAGGCUGCCAAGGUCCUCAAGCACACUGGGGACCUGAUUCAAGACACAUUUGUGGAGAUGUUGCGCGCAGUCGCCCGCAUCGUCAACAUGCUGAGAAAUGGCAUCAGAGCUCACGCAAUUUGCAGCAAGGAGACGGUGCAUGAGUGGCUGAACCAUCAGGAGCUCUGCCACCAAGAGACCCGCAAGGCGCAGAGGGAGCUUUGCAAGGUCUCCUUGAGCAAAUGCCUCGACUGGCAGGCCAAGGUGGAGAAGAGCCACCAAGAGAAGAUGGCCCACUGCAAGAUUGAGGAGGUAGACGCCAUCGGCGCUCAAGUCCUGCGCAAGGUUCUGCACUUCACCACGUUUAUCCAAGGACUUGAGGAGCAGAAACAUGCUGAGCGAUGGAGUUAG